AUGUUCAGACAAGUGUACAAGAGACUCUUGUCAUCUACUUCAAUAAAUGGCGUAAGGAAUGGUCCAUUUAGAAGGAUCAAUAAGAAUGUGAACAGUUCAGAUUCACUACGACAGUCUCCAAUGCUAACGAAUCCAAAUACCACCUUCAUUCAAAGUCAUCAUCCUAUUGCUACACAGAUACUUAACGAACCGACAGUAAUUAUUGAAAGACAAAUAGAAAUGAUGAACGUGUUUUUAGGUUUUGAACAAGCAAAUAAAUAUUCUAUAAUGGAUGUUAUGGGAAAUAGAAUUGGUUAUAUGAUGGAAAGGGAUUUUUCUAUCGGAAAAGCGAUUUUAAGGCAACUUUAUAGGUUACAUAGACCAUUUACUGUGGACGUUUUUGAUAACUGGGGUAACGUUAUCUUAACAAUUCACAGACCAUUCUCGUGGAUCAAUUCUCAUAUAAAAGCUUAUUUGCCCCCUUCAGAUAUUAGCAAUUAUAAUUACAAACAUUCCAAUGAAAAUUAUAGUGGCAUAACUUCAAAUACAUUCAGUGUACCUCCAGGAAGAAAUAUGCCAAUUCCUCAAAAUAUACAAGAAUCCGAUGAUGUGGGUAUUUUGGUAGGUGAAUCGAUACAGAAUUGGCAUCUUUGGAGACGUCGCUAUGAAUUAUUCCAAAGAGAUGUGAAAGAAGAUGUGUCAUUCUCUCAGUAUGGUGAAAUAGAUGCCCCAUUUCUAUCUUUCGAUUUCCCAGUUGCUGACUCGGAAGGAAAAAUAAUGGCUGGUGUGGAUAGAAAUUGGGUCGGUUUAGGAAGAGAAUUGUUCACUGAUACUGGUGUCUAUAUUGUUAGGUUCGAUUCUACAAGAUCUUUUGAGGGAAUUUACCCACCAGAAUCCAUAAGCAAUCAAGUAUUAACAUUUGAUCAGAGAGCUGUGUUAUUAGCAAAUGCAGUUUCAAUUGAUUUUGAUUACUUUUCAAGACAUUCAAGAACUGGCGGUGGUUUACUUUCUUUUGGUAGUUAUGAUGAUUAA
Molecule: messenger RNA, 1011 nt
Organism: Vanderwaltozyma polyspora DSM 70294
Lineage: Eukaryota; Fungi; Ascomycota; Saccharomycetes; Saccharomycetales; Saccharomycetaceae
Gene: AIM25
Product: Aim25p
Exons: 1
Coding region: 1-1011 (336 amino acids)
Biological process (GO): plasma membrane phospholipid scrambling
Cellular component (GO): plasma membrane
Molecular function (GO): phospholipid scramblase activity
Source: RefSeq, a predicted model, not a curated record